This is a messenger RNA of Fukomys damarensis (Damara mole-rat), 5067 nucleotides long. RefSeq names its product mutL homolog 3 (gene Mlh3). Lineage: Eukaryota; Metazoa; Chordata; Mammalia; Rodentia; Bathyergidae. The record is from RefSeq and is a predicted model, not a curated record. Gene Ontology annotation, molecular function: ATP binding; ATP-dependent DNA damage sensor activity; mismatched DNA binding. Bases 152 to 4504 code for a protein of 1450 amino acids. Gene Ontology annotation, cellular component: mismatch repair complex. Gene Ontology annotation, biological process: mismatch repair. The transcript is spliced from 13 exons.
GGCCUGCGCGUGCACAAGCUUCCCGAGCCUAGGUGCGCGUGUACGGUGUCCGAGGCGGUUGAUUUCGGAGAGUCGGUGAAGCGAUAUUUGAGGCAGUUAUUUCCAAAGAAGGAAACCAGUUGCUGGCAUUCUCACCACCUUUCUACCUGCCAUGAUCAAGUGCUUGUCAGGGGAAGUAAAAGCCAAAUUGUGUUCUGGUUUGGCCAUAAAUUCCUUUGGGCAGUGUGUUGAGGAACUUGCUCUCAACAGUAUUGAUGCUGAAGCAAAAUGUGUGGCCAUCAGGGUGAAUAUGGAAACUUUCCAAGUUCAAGUGAUAGACAAUGGAUUUGGGAUGGGGAGUGAUGAUAUAGACAAGGUGGGACAUCGUUACUUCACCAGUAAAUGCCACUCAUUACAGGACUUGGAGAACCCAAGGUUUUAUGGUUUCCGAGGGGAAGCUUUGGCAAGUAUAGCUGACCUGGCCAGUGCUGUGGAAAUUUCAUCCAAGAAAAACAAGACAAUGAAAACAUUUGUGAAGCUGUUUCAGAAUGGAAAAGCCCUGAAAGCUUGUGAAGCUGACUUGACUAGACCAAGUGCAGGGACAACAGUAACAGUAUAUAACCUAUUUUGCCAGUUGCCUGUAAGGAGGAAAUGCCUGGAUCCUAGACUGGAGUUUGAGAAGGUUAGGCAGAGGAUAGAAGCUCUCUCGCUCAUGCACCCUUCCAUUUCUUUCUCUUUGAGAAAUGAUGUUUCUGGUUCUAUGGUUCUUCAGCUCCCUAAAACCAAAGACAUAUGUUCACGAUUUCGUCAAAUUUACGGAUUGGGCAAGUCCCAAAAGCUAAAAGAAAUACAUUUUAAAUUUAAGGAAUUUGAGCUUAGUGGAUAUAUCAGCUCUGAAGCACACUAUAACAAGAAUAUGCAGUUUUUGUUUGUGAACAGACGACUAAUUUUAAGGACAAAGUUGCAUAAACUCAUUGACUUUUUAUUAAGAAAAGAAAGUAUUAUAUGUAAGCCAAAGAAUGGCUCUGCCAGUAGGCAAAUGAAUUCAAGUCCUCGACAUCGGUCUACCCCAGAACUCCAUGGGAUAUAUGUAAUCAAUGUGCAGUGCCAGUUCUGUGAGUAUGAUGUGUGCAUGGAGCCAGCAAAAACUCUGAUUGAGUUUCAGAAUUGGGAUACUCUCUUGAUUUGCAUUCAAGAAGGAGUGAAAAUGUUUUUAAAGCAAGAAAAAUUAUUUAUGGAAUUAUCAGGUGAAGACAUUAAGGAAUUCAGUGAAGAUAAUGAUUUUAGUUUACUUGGAACUUCUCUUCAAAAGCAUAUGUCCUCUGAUGAGAAGCAUGACCAGGGCAGUUUCCAGGAAGCAUGUAAUAAUAUUUUGGAUUCCUAUGAAAUGUUUAAUUUGCAAUCAAAAGCUGUGAAAAGAAAAGCUACUAUAGAAAACAUAAACACACAGAAUUCUAGGGAUUUACAAGCUAUCAGAAAAAAGACAGAUAACUCAUCUUUGUCCACUUGUGAAUUAGAUGGCCCAGACCACAGUAAAAUGACAGAAUUAUCUUUAUACAAUACAGACAGCUCUUCCUUAGAGUCAAGGAUGUUAGAAGAAGAGACAGUUGAAACAACAGAAUUAAGAGAAAAUGAGAAAAAUAAAAAAUCUUUCUCAGAACUUAACUCUUUAGAAAGUCCAUGUGGGAAGAGUUCAGAAAUGUUUUUAAGCCUUUGUCAGACACAACAGUACUCUGAGGAGAGUGGGUCAGAUCUAGAAAUACAGAAAGUAAGUACACUUGUUAAUGGCAUGGCUGCCAAUAUCCUGAAAAAUAACAGAACUCAAAAUCAACUAGAGAGAUUUCAAGAUGCUACUGAAAUGAGAUGCCAACCUCUGUCUUUUGGGACAUCAUUGAGAGUUCAUAGUGCUCAGCGAGAAAAAGAGCCUAAUGAUUGUAACAGAAUAAAUAUUUUUAGUUAUGGACAAGUUAAGCUAUGUUCCACUGGCUUUAUAACUCAUGUUGUACAAAAUGACCAAACUAAAUCAACUGAAUCAGAACAUUCCUUUAAGAACUUUGUCCGACCUGGUCCUGCAUAUGCCCAAGAAAUAUUUGGAAACAGAAUAGAUCAUUCAGUUGAGACUCCAGACAUCAAACAUUUAACUAGCACUUUAAGUAAAAAAUCUGCUCACCUGCCCAACAAAGACUUUUGCAGAACAAACACGAGUUAUAAACUAGCAAACAAACAUAUAACAACUUACAGAAAUUCUGCAGUUUUCCAGGAAGGUGCCAAAGAAGCACAUACCAGUUGGUUAUUACCUGAUACAUCAUCUUCUUUCCCUUGGCAUAGACAUAUUUCAAAUAAUAGUAAGAAAACAGAUAAAUUGGUUACUUCCUCCAAGCCCAUAGUCCGUAAAAAGCUAAGCUUGAGUUCACAAGUAGGAUCUUUAGAGAAGUUUAAGAGACUAUAUGGGAAGGUUAAAAGUCCUCUGGAUACAGAAGUAGAGGGAAAGAAUAGUGAAGUCACUACCAGUCUCAGUCCUCAAGUUGAAUCUGACAUUUCACUGAAAGAUGACCCCUUAGAUAACUCUGAUGUUUGUAAAAUCACUACUAUGAAGCAUAAUGAUUCAAAUAAUAGUUGUCAACCAAGAAGUCACAUACUGUACUCAGAGAAAUUUCCAUUCUCCAAGGAAGAGGCUUGUUUGGAACAACAGAUGCCUUAUUUGAGAGAAAGUCCUAUAACUCUAACAGAGUUACUUCAAUCUAACAGAAAACUUUUGGAUGUUGAGAAAUCACCUGAAUCACUAGCCUCUAAAUUAUCCAGACUGAAGGGUUCUGAAAAACAGACUCAAAUAAUGGAAAUGAUGAGUCAUUUUAAUGAAUUUCCAAAUUCAGAUCCCAGUAGAAAAGACAGUGACUUGUGCAGUAUGUUAGCCCUAGAUUUUUGUCAGUUAUUUAAAAAUGAACAUGAAAAAAUAGAGAGUGGCAUCAUCCCAGUGGUAGAUUCUGUCAUGCAGGAUUAUUCCUCUAAUAACAGUGAAACACAUUGUAGCAGCAGUACAGCAGAGAAUCUGCUAAUAUCCGAAACUCCGCUAGUAUUACCCUAUAAUGAUGUUACGUUAACUAAAGAUGAUGUUCUUAGCAGAGCCUCAGAACAACAGAUAGAAAGUCCUUACUCUCCCAGUAGAAUGUUAGUAAGUCAAGCAGAAAAUACCACAGUUGACCAAAAUAGAGUUUGUUCUCCCAGUAAAGAUUCUGAAGCAAGAGCUUGUUCUGAAAAUGAAGAGUCAAACACCUGUUCUUCAGAAUGGCAGCAGCAUUUUGAUGUAGCCCUGGGAAGAAUGGUUUACAUCAACAAAAUGACUGGACUUAGCACAUUUGUUACUCCUACUCAGGAUGUUCAGACUGCUUGUACUAAAGAUCUGACAACAAUGGCUGUGGAUGUGAUACUUGGGAAUGGGUCUCAGUACAGGUGUCAUCCUUUUAGAAGUGACCUUGUGCUUCCUUUCCUUCCAAGAGCUCGGGAAGAGAGAACUGUGAUGAGACAGAAUAACACAGAUGCUGUGGAUGAUGCUGUUGGUUGUAAUGGAUCCCUUCAAUCUUUGUUAUCAGAAUGGGACAAUCCAGUAUUUCCCCGUUACCCAGAGAUUGCUGUUGAUGUAAGCAGUGGCCAGGCUGAGAGCUUAGCAGUUAAAAUUCACAACAUCUUAUAUCCCUAUCGUUUCACCAAAGAAAUGAUUCAUUCGAUGCAGGUUCUCCAGCAAGUGGAUAACAAGUUUAUUGCCUGUUUAAUGAGCACUAAGACUGAAAAGAAUGGCGAAGGAGGUGGAAACCUGUUAAUCUUGGUGGAUCAACAUGCUGCCCAUGAGCGCAUUCGUUUGGAGCAGUUGAUUACUGACUCAUAUGAGAAGCAACAACCCCAAGGCUGUGGUCGGAAAAAAUUACUGUCCUCCACUAUAAUUCCUCCUCUAGAGAUAACAGUGACCGAGGAACAGAGGAGACUCUUAUGGUGUUACCACAAAAAUCUGGAAGAUCUGGGCCUUGAAUUUACCUUUCCGGACACUAGGGAUUCUGUGGUCCUUGUGGGAAAAGUACCACUCUGCUUUGUAGAAAGAGAAGCCAAUGAACUUCGAAGAGGAAGAUCUACUGUGACCAAGAGUAUUGUGGAGGAAUUUAUUCGGGAACAAGUGGAGCUGCUCCAGACCACAGGAGGCAUCCACGGGACACUGCCACUGACAGUCCAGAAGGUGCUGGCCUCCCAGGCCUGCCACGGGGCCAUUAAGUUUAAUGAUCACCUGAGCCCUGAGGAGAGCUAUCGCCUUAUUGAAGCUCUGUCCUGGUGCCAGCUGCCUUUCCAGUGUGCUCACGGGAGACCGUCUAUGCUGCCGUUAGCCAACCUAGACCACUUGGAGCAGGAGAAACAGGUUAAACCUAACCUUGCUAAACUUCGCAGAAUGUCCCAGGCUUGGCACCGUUUUGGAAAAGCAGAAGGCUGGGAUAUGAAGCAGAGCCUGCAGCCAUCCAUGCAUCUUUGUGAGCCACCAUGAGAAAAGACACUGAUCUAUAAGGAAACAAAGGGUUAGAGGAUGCCGACUGUGGCCCCUGAGCAGAGAGAUGAGCAGCAGUAGCUACAUCAUGUUGGCUGAGUUGGCCCUGCCUGGAGCAAGGUCCUUUAUGUCAGUCUUUCUGGGGCACAUGGCCCUCUACCUGAACAGCCAGAUGGCAUUUAAGGCUGAAGACAGUUCAUUCAUUUGCAUCCAUGGGUACAGGAGAUUGCCAUGUAGUGUCUGCCUUUUGUAACUUAUUUAGUGAUAACAUUUAAUGAUUAAUUGUCUGAUUGGUGGGUUGGCUUAUGUUUGAAGGUUGUGGUUUUGGGGAACUUUUUUCUAUCCUCUGAAUUUGUGAUUAUGCAAUUGAGCCUGAGCUGAACCCCAAGAGCUACUCUGCUUUCCCUGACGGCCCUUUGUGUUUCUCUGUUAGGUUCUCCUCUCCCUCAAUCUUCCUCACUUCCCUCUGUUGCUUCUUUACAUUCCUGAGGUCUUCUGUAGGGGCUUUAAGUAAAUUAUUUUAGGGAUUAAAAACUAUUGAUAAGAGGCCAGGGAUUUAGCUU